GACGACGGGCUGUUACCAGCUUUGUGCCAGCUUUACUUUAAAUUUUUAUAUAUCAGUGGUCGGUCACGUCAGCUUUGACUUUGACAGUUUUGACAUUCAAUUAAUUCAAUCUGGAGUGGAAUGUAUGGCUUGUGUCUUCAUCAAAUAAUAGAAUACUUAGUAUAAUUCUUUUCAUAUUCUUAAUAUCUUGACCACGUCUUGACAUUCCACAAGUCGGUGUCGCCACUGUCAGCAGCAAGUUCAUGCCAGUCGGCAACAAGACUAUUUAGAAUAAACUAAGCAGUGAGUGAGGGCGACACGACACGCAGAAAAGUGAUACUAAACUCAUUUUAGUACCACAAACAUUACGCAUAAUCAGAUGAAAUUACUGUAACUUCCUUCAUUGUGUCUGUAUCGCCAUGUCUAACAAAAAAUAUGGACUUAUUUUACCAGAGAAAGCUAAGCCUAAUAAACCUGUAUUUAAAGCAACAAGGAAUGUGUUUGGCAAUGAUUCUGAAUCUGAUGAUGACUCUAACAACAAACCAGUGUUACUGAGACCCAGUGACAACAUUAACCGCCAGGCAAAAAUUACCCAAAGUAAGGCAAUAGAAGAGGAUCCUACAAUAUAUCAGUAUGAUGAAAUAUAUGAUUCAAUGACCAUCAAGAAGGAAGAGAAGAAACAGAAAGUGAAGGAGCUUAAACAACCAAAGUAUAUUGAAAAUUUGUUAAAAACAGCUAAUAAAAGGAAAUUGGAAAAUGAAAGAAGGAUUGAAAGACAGGUUCAAAAAGAAAGAGAAAAAGAAGGCGAUGAAUUUAAGGACAAGGAGGUGUUUGUGACGUCAGCAUAUAAAAAGAAAUUAGAAGAUUUGCGUUUAGAGGAGGAGAAAGAACAACGUGAAGAAUAUUUAGAAAAAAUUGGAGAUGUUACUAAACAGAGGGAUUUAGGAGGAUUUUAUCGCCACUUAUACGAGCAGAAGUUGGGUUCAGACAAAGUAUUAGAUAAACCAGCGGAAACAAAGGACAGCCAUGCAGAUGAAACAUUUAAAAAUAAACGUAAACCUAAAACUGGUGAUAAUGAAGAUGUAGCAAAGAAAAGGUCUUAUAGGAAAAGAAAGUUAUCUGCGGAAAAUGACGGAAAUUUGUCUGAAGGAGAAAUUGUGGAUUCUGAUGAUGAAAUUAACCGAGUGAAUCUUGAUGACAUAAGGUCUGCUAAGAAACCAAAACCAGUUGAAGACAAUAUAGAUGCAGACUCUGAUUUUUCAAUUGAUUCUUCAAGUGAAGAUGCUGAUGAAACAAACAAGACAAAAGGGAAAAAGAUAAAGAAAAAUAUGGAGAAGAAUGAGAAUGUAAAGAAUGUUAAUGGCAAAAGUGAUGCUCCUGAAGAGAGGACGCCACCAAAACAAGUAGAAGUCAAAGAAACAGAAGUGGAGGCAAAAACGGAGGUAGCUCCAGCACCUAAACCCAAGAUAGACAUUUGGAAGAAAAGAACUGUGGGUGAAGUGUUUGAGCAAGCUUUGAAAAGGUACUAUGAAAGAAAAGCUGCUAAGGGGUAAUUAAAAGAUCUUUAUUAUCCUUACAUUACUUAAAACUACUAGAGUUCUUAGUAGAAAAUUCAUCUCUGGGAUCAUGUACUGUCUUCACUUGUAUUACACUACCACAUAAUGAGCUUUGCAGUGGACUGAAAAUAAACAAAUAAAAUAUAUAAGUCAGUAA
Messenger RNA from Leguminivora glycinivorella, 1692 nucleotides. RefSeq names its product nuclear speckle splicing regulatory protein 1. The transcript has 5 exons. Lineage: Eukaryota; Metazoa; Arthropoda; Insecta; Lepidoptera; Tortricidae. Gene Ontology annotation, biological process: regulation of alternative mRNA splicing, via spliceosome. The record is from RefSeq and is a predicted model, not a curated record. Bases 399 to 1532 code for a protein of 377 amino acids.